GUGAGUUGUAAAGACGCCUUAUUGCAAAGAAGCAUACACAACUUGCAUACACAUCUUUUCAUCUUUUUUUCCCUUAGUUAUUUAGCUGCAUAAAGUACGGAAUAAAUUCACCCCAACAAAAGAAUUAAGUUCAUCCGAGUGCUGAUCUUUUCGAGUCAUCUCAUUAAUUUUGAGCAGAAUCUUGUUCAAGUGAAAAGCAAUCUUAACAGAAUUUGGCAGGAGUGUGUUAACCGCAAACCUCAACCACACACAUGCGACGUCUGCAAUUGGAGGAAACUCACACUAAUAAGUUCUUGAUAAAUGACAGUUAUACAAAUUUGUGAUAAGUGACAUUCCUCUGCUAAAACUUUUCGCCAAAAAAAAAAUGUCAAAAUAAAUACACAACGGAUAGUAAAUAGUUAAGUGAUGCGGAAGCUCUCCCGCAACAACAAGACUCAUCCAACAAUUGAAUAAAUAAAACACUGCAUUAUUGUGGACCGGUCUCACAACUCAGGCUCUCCAAUUGUCAGCAAUCAUCAACAAUCAACCAGUUCAUGUUGAUGUGUAGCGGCUUUUAUCCAUAAUAAAAACUUUACACAGACAACGUCGAAUCGAAAGUUCAUCAAUUUUUAUAGAAAGAAAUUCGACAACUUGUAUCCACAUUCCUUCUUCCUCUCCUUCAUCCUGAGCUGAAUAAACCUUGAGGAUUGUGGUGAUGAUGACGAACCACCGUUUCACUCCUCAGAAGAAGAAGAAUCUGCUGCUUAAAUAAAAUGCAAUAAUAACAAAAAGAAGAAUGAUGAAUAGAAACCUUGUCUAAAAAAAGUGAACAGUUGCACCAGCAAUUCUAAACUCUGUACUCUUUUGUUCUGGCUCGGGCUUACAAAGUUCCGUUAAAUUUGCAUGUUCUGUUUACCAACUAAUUGUAUUAUCCAUCACGUAAUGUGAGUGAGGAGGGAUGAGCGACUAGUCUUUAAGUAACAUAACCGGAUCAAAAAGAGCAGAACGAGUUCUUCAUCUCUUCAAUCAAAUCAAUUCCAUUACGUAUUAAAAAAAUCCAACCCUUGCACAAAAUUGCCUGCACCUCAACUCAACAAAAGUGCAACUUUCGUGGUCAAAAGAUUUUUUCCUACUCCAGAAAGGAAUUCAUCAAGAUAUUCAGACAUACGGAUGAAUAAUAUGCUAAUCGAAAAGUGAGACGAAAAAUGUGGCGAGAAGUUCUAAGCUGGUCUCAGAAGAAUAAUAAUUUUGGAUGUAUCAAAUAUCGGAAUAAUCAAAAUUUAAGAAAUUUCAUGAACAUGACCAAGUUAAUCUAACGAGUAAUUUAAUACAUUAAGUUAUCUGCCUCAUUUUCUCUCAACGGAACAAAGGAUAUACAAAGUCAAGUCAAGGAUAAGGAUAAAUUUGUAUCGUAUAAAACUUAUAUAAAUUAUUAUUAUACUCGGACUAACGAGGCUUGAAGCAGAGAGGGAUAAAAUAAGCCAAGGUUUUCUCAUGUCCUAUGAAUGACUUCUUCUUCUCCAACCCAACUUGGUUACUUAUCGCCCACCAAAUUCCUACGAUAACUCAGUUCAGUAGGAGUCAACAGUUCAAUGAAUCAUCAUUAAAAUUAAAUAAUAAAAAAACUUUAAAAAUCUCCUUUCCUUGGUCCACCGCGUACACUGUCGAAUAGAGUUUAUACCCCGAUGCUGGGUCAGUGUGUAAAAUGGGCGAAUAACAGGACUUAAUAAAUCUACAAUCUACAAAAAUCUGAGCAAUUUUUAGCCCCAAAAACUACACCUUGGCUUCACACUCCGAAGAUGUCUAAUCAUACCACCACCUGUCACGGUUUCGUGGCAAAUACUUGGCGGAAGGAUGUUUGCACGAACUGCUUCCGAACAAUUGAGGAGCACGGGAUCUCGGUCAGUGGGCGAAGUACUUCGGGGAAUAAAUUUAAUAAUGCAAACCCAAUGAAUAAAUAUUCCACGGGUGGAGGCGGAUUUCAAUUCCAUUCGUCGUCGCGAGGCGAUAACGCGAUUCCACGAAUGACUAGUGGUGCAACUACGACAAGUAGUAGUGGUGGUGGUCAUAAUAAUAAUUAUAAUACGGGUUUUGGAAGUGCGAAUCUGACUCAGUCUCAGUUUGCAACUGGAUCCAUUAGUCACAGUCAAUUGAAGCAGCAGCAGCACUACAACAAGUCAUCUCUGAGUGGUGGAAGUGGUGGUGUUGGUUUUAGCAGUAAUAGACAGCAGAAUGUGACCAGUGGGGGUGGUCACAAAUUCAGAAAUAUGUCCCAAGGAAUGGACUCCACGGACGGUGGUGGUGCAAGUGGUGGGAGGAAACCCCAGUUUAAUGUGGGUGGACCCAUGCGGGGUGGACAGAGAGGAAUCUUAAAAGGGAAGGAUGGGAGUGGAUCCGGUAAUAAGAAAAGUGGGGGCAGGAGGGGUGUCUCAUUUCCGAAAGAGGUGGUGGAAGUCAUCGGCAUCGGAGAUGACGACAACGAGCCUCACCGUGGGGGUGGUGGUGGAAAUUCCUCUUCCGACGAGGACGACGACGACAACACCCCCGUCGACCCUCAGGACAACUCCUCCAUUGCCGAACUCCUGGAAAAGAACUCGACCACGAUGGAUGAAAAAGAGUUUCACCGACUGACGCAAAAGAACACCAACUUCAACUCCAUCAAGACGAACCUCUUGGGAAAGACAAAGAUCGAAAUUGGUCCAAUCGUUGGGGGCACGAGAGGUUCCUCCGCCUCGAAACCGCUCGUAUCCAUUGGAACCUUCGAAACUCGUAAUGAGCCACUAAAAAUUCGUCAUAAAAUUGACGAGGAUUCAACCGACGAUUAUGAUAAGACUGUAAAUAACCAGCGGAAAUAUGUGGUCGCGUCAACCACCACGAAAACAAGUGCUAUAACUGCAACAAGGUCGUCUCCUCCUGCUCAAGUUCCUACAUCAUCAAUUUCAACAGAUAGUGCUUCCAAAACGAUGCAAAAUAUCAGUAUUGGUUCAUCUACGACCAAAUCGUCUUCCAGGUUUUCUUCCUCAUCGUCAUCAUCAUCAAGUAGUAGUAGUAAUAGUAGUACGACUGUUUCAAAGACUGUAAAUCAUCCCACGACGACACCACCAACAACAACGCCAAUAGUCACGAAAUCAUCAGACCAAGUUGACUCAUCGUCGUCAUCAUCAUCCAGCAACAAAAGUGGUGGUGUGGAACAUCAUAAAACUGUUUCAAUUUCAUCCGCCAAGGAUUUAGGACGUUGGUCAAGAGAACAACCCGACCAACCAAAAAACGAGGUCAGCCAGGGCCCUUGUUUAAGUAAGGGUCCCAACAAAAGUGAAAAACCUCCCCUGAAACCCAAGUCAAUUCUGAAAAUAAGUCAGAACUCUACCAGUAAAAUAACAUCACCGCCAACGUCACCUCCCCCCAUAAAUAAUUCCAUCCCUCCAAUCCUCUCCCCCAGUAAGAUUGCAGAACAGCAAAAGUUAAAUAAUCAAAACGCCAUUUCCAAGAGUAACACUGCUCUCACAAAUUUGAUCAUUUUGACUGAAGGGAAUAGCAUCGCGUCAAAAAGGACAUCUUUCCUGAGAGACAUUAUCGAUCAAGGAGAAAAGAACUCUACCAUUACCACCACCACCAGUGUCACUGCCACAUCUACAUCCAGCAACGCUGAAGGGGUCACUAUUGUCAAAAAUGUGGGUGUGACCAACAACGCUUCCCUCGAUUGCGAUCAAUCUCUCAUCGAGAAAGACUCGCUGGACUCGCCACCCACACUUUCAAAACAAGACCAACUCUCCCAAAAACCUAAAGUUCCUUCCAAAUUGAAACUAAACAUAGAUCUGAGCUUAAAUCGGGAGGUGUCGAAUCCUCCAAAGUCCGUCGUUCCGUCAUCCUUACGAUUCGCUAGCAGUAACGAAAACGGGAGUGGAACUGACUCUGAAUUUGACGACAGUUUAGAGGAUUCAGGCCUUGACAUCAAGAUCACUAAACCACGCAACCUUGUCGUCAUCAAGGGUGGUGGCAAGGAGGGAGGAGACGUCCCCGCAUUCCUGAGUGAAGAGUCUGAUGAAAACGAAAAAGUUGGGUCGUCCGGUUCAGACUCAGGAAAUGAGAAUGAUUACACCGUGAGCAACAAUAAAUGCAGUGGACGAGUCAGCAAGGGUCAUGCAGGUCUCUACAUUUCCGUAGAUGAGGACGAAGAAAUUCUUAACGUGGGGGACACUGAUAUCAAACUGAAUGCUAAAACGCCAGCCAAACUUAGUCCAGAUUCUGUCUUGUCAAAUUCUGUGAGUGGGAGUGAAAUGUCGGCGUCCGGAUCGAAUGAAAGCAUCGCGGAGUCCUUGCACGAAGAAAGGCGUGCUUCGACCAUUUCGACAUCAUCAACUUCCAACAAACGCCAAGCUCCACAACCACCAAACAGUGAAGUUGCCCUCUUGUACGAUGAGGAUGACGUUUAUGAUGAUGUCAUUAACGUUGCUUCGAAGCAUCGCCUCUCUGCGAGCGAAGACACCAUUGAGGACGAAAGUAUUUACGACGACUGCUCCACCAUUGUCGACAACGACCGCACAAUCACUUCCGCCAGUACGAAUAAUCAAGGGAAAAUUGGGAGCUAUAACUUUGGUGGUGGUAAUCACGAUAAUGAGGACGAAGUUGAAUCCGUCAUUACUCACAGAUCGGAUGGAAUUGAAUUUAUAGGGAUUCGAAAAAUAGAUGCAGAGUCAUUCUUGAAAGAGCGGUCGCCCACUCCGGACAGAAAAUUUGGAUUCCGUCGUUCCGUCUCGCCAGGGAAAGGUUCACGAGAAAGAUCUUCGUCCACAAGUCCAAAAACGAGGAGAAAGGUUAAUCAGUUUUUUAGCACGAUUGGGAAAAAGGCUGGAGCUGCUUUCAGUUCUGCCAAUUCACAACUUGGACAAUAUACUAGGACAAAGUCACCCUCCGUCUUCUCAGGUUCCAACCUGGAUCCAAAAGGAGGAGGGGAAAAAUCCUACAAUUACAAGAGGUCCAUGUCCACGGAUGAAGUUAGCGCGACGCGUGCUCAAGAAAUUUAUGCCACUGUGACCCCCACCACCCUAAAGUUUAAGGGAGUGCUGAACAAACUGUCCAAGAUCGAUCUGAACCUGAGUGACAAGAACAAAGAUGCAACAAAAGCAGAUUCAGAUUUGGAAACCAGUGACUCAAAGGACAAAGUGUAUAAGAAGAACAACAAUAUUUCAAAAUCUAUUAAAAAGUUUCUCCGUUUCGGUAAUAAAGAUGGGACUGGUGGGGACGGAGGAAAGUAUGACUUUCCCAUCUACAACAACGCUCCGUUAAACAUUAGUUCGCCAAUUCACACCCCGGUUAACAGCAGUUUGACCUCGUCGACAGAGUCGGACUCUCCAAACUCUUCCAAUCCGGCGUCAAUGACACCUUCUGUCUCUUCACAAGUUGUGGCGCCGUCCGUGGUUGCUGUUGCUACUGCGGUUGGAGGAGGAGGAGAAGGCGUUACGCGGACUAAGCCUCCACUGCCGCUCACAAAACCACCACCUCCACCGCCACGAGUUCACUCGUUAGAUAUGCUACAAAAAAUGGGGGUCGUGAACCAGAAGGGGACCGUGCGGCCGGCGAGACCACCACCACCCGUCCGACCGAAUCAAAUCGCUCCCAGUUUCACAGCAGUUUUCAACAACCCUUCAACGACUACUUCGGAAUCGACAACGCCCAAUCCAACAAUUUCAGGAGAUAAAAAUGCAAGUGAUGACAACGGAAUCCCACCGUGUAAGCCUCGCAGGAAAAACAGUGCCGUGGGUGGAGGCAGUAAAGAUUUGGAAACGUCGUACAACCAUAUUUCAAACUUGAACUUGGAGACUUUAAAACUGAUCGCGAAUCAGCCUUUGACAAAAAUUGUGUCCAACUUCCCGGUGAUUUCUUCCCAAGAUAGCGUCCAGUGGUCCCAGUUCGACAUUCAGACUGGGAUGCGACCAGAUCCACUAAUUCAUGGGAUGGGGUUCGCCAUUUAUUCCGCACAUUUUGAGGGGACCAAGUGCCUACUGAUGAUUCAAGAGUCCACCUACGCUUCACCGCUCCAGUUUUCAUGCGUUCAAACUGACCUAACCUUUCAGGAUGACGUUCCCAUUGAAUACGUUCCGUGGGAUCCGUCCGAUCGGGUCAAGUGCGAUAUUGGAAUUAAAGCCACCCUUUCUGUUCUACCAUUCUUCAAAAUGUGGAGUGUCGAAGAUUUCCUGAAAUCCAAUGAAAUCCUCCACAAAGAAAAAUGCCUCGCCCUCCUCCAAUCUCUCGACUACUGGGGUGUCAAAGAACUCCACGACCUUAUCAUCUUCAGACAACCCCAUAUCGUCAGUUCGGAUCGGAUUUACGUUCACCCCAUUCCUGAAGGCGAACAGAAAUCAGGAAUCAACAACCCCGUCUCUCCUACUCCCUCAGACUUUGAAGUCUCCAUUAAACAACUCCUCUUCACUUGUUCUGAAGAUUCCGAUUCUGACUACGAAUCCAUCCUGUCCGGCUCUGAUAAGCGGAUCCUUAUCGAAAAAGUGUCCGGAGCUCAGGACGAGGUCAAGAGUCAGCUCAAGCUGUUCUUCCAACUCAAACUAUUCGCCCCUUCGGUGGAAUCGAGUGAAUUUCUUAAAAUUCGCAAGCACCGUUCCGAGCAGUCCAUCCAGCAGUGGUUGGACAAAGAGAGAGCCAUGUGCAUGAAGGAGGCCGUCGUGAGGUCGGUGAGCGGCGGAAUGACGACCGACGACGCCAUCACGCCACUCAAAAAAGCUUACUUGGAGUUCCUCAUGCGGCCGGGAAACAGUGCCAAAGCCAUUCUGGACAUGUUUGUAGAAUUGUUUGAGUAAGACUUUUUUUCAUAAGUAUUCAUGUAAUAGCGUUCCGUUUGUAAAAUGACAAUGUUAAUUUAGUAAUCAUCCAUUAUCAAUAAUACAAUCAACUUGUCUAACUAUUUAAAAAAUUAUUGGAUGCCGUUUUUUUAGAUGGCUACGAUUAACCAGUAAUAAUUUACAAACAUACCUAAAUAACCGUCUAUUACACAACCCUGUACGUUUUCUUAUUUGAUUGACGCUCUUAUUUUUACCAGAUUGUACCGAAAAUUACAUAAUUCUAUUAAAUUAUCAACGACCAAUAUCAUUAUUAUUGUACUAGAUCCAAGUAGUAGUCAAAAGUCACAAGAAGCCUUUGUAGAUACAGAAGAACUGAAAAAACUAACCAUAAAUAAAAUAAAAUAGAUGCAUACAUAAUUAUGAUAAUCAUUUCGCGGAGAAAAUUGAUAGCUGAAGGAUCGAAUUUAAUACAAAAAAUAAUAGUUAUUAUUAUAUUCUAUUAUGUGUCUACGUAUUUGUGAUAUAUAAAUAAUUAAUUGAUGAUAAUAAAUCUGCGAGAAUAAACAUUUUUGAUACAUGCGACAAA
This is a messenger RNA of Folsomia candida, 7359 nucleotides long. Its product is annotated as serine-rich adhesin for platelets. The coding region runs from base 1779 to 6791 and encodes 1670 amino acids. The transcript has 7 exons. NCBI's taxonomy places the organism in Eukaryota, Metazoa, Arthropoda, Collembola, Entomobryomorpha, Isotomidae. The record is from RefSeq and is a predicted model, not a curated record.